AUUCGGAGCAACGCCAUUCAAAUCCCGUCAACCAAUAACUCUAUUAACAAUUACUUGUGAUAACUAGCUGAUUUCCUAAUGUCAAAACAUAUUGAAUUUAUUUCAUUGUAGUAGUAUAAUAAUAAGUCACUCAAAUUUCGUAAGACUCCGCUUGUAGCUAUUAUAGAGUUACCGACAGUCCCACACAAAGGAGAAGGGUCGUACAUGGAGUCGGCAAGCCUAUCCAGCAGAAAAAAACUUGCUAUAAAACGUCCACCAGAGUACGAUCAUCCAAAUGAUCUAAACUCUGACAUGAGAGUUCAAGGACCUUCAUCUAGAAGAAUUAUGACGCCUCGUGAUGAAAGCCCAGAUUUUUCGGAAGUCACGAAGUCGAUGCCACUUCUAAAAACCAGAGCAACAAUUAAUAUAAAUACACGGAAUGUCCGGACACUGAAAAACCAGGAGAACCAGUCAAACAGCUACGGAAAUGAUAAGACACAACUAGGCGCUGCUCAGAAACAGUGAAAACCAUUGGACAGAAAAGGCUAGAUACGGGAGAGAUGCUGUUGUAUUCAGGUCACGAAGAGGAAAAUACCCCACACACUCAGGGUGUUACUCUGAUGCUGUACAAAGAAAUCUAUGAAGCACUGAUAGGAUGGAAAUCUUGUGGACUCAGAAUCGUCAGCGCAUCAUUCAAAACAAAGAAGGAAGAGAUCACAAUGAACGUUAUCCAAUGUUAUGCACCCACCA
Molecule: messenger RNA, 729 nt
Organism: Schistosoma mattheei
Lineage: Eukaryota; Metazoa; Platyhelminthes; Trematoda; Strigeidida; Schistosomatidae
Source: the annotation of a GenBank genome assembly